Molecule: messenger RNA, 2839 nt
Organism: Malaclemys terrapin pileata
Lineage: Eukaryota; Metazoa; Chordata; Testudines; Emydidae
Gene: LAPTM4B
Product: lysosomal protein transmembrane 4 beta
Exons: 7
Coding region: 1-834 (277 amino acids)
Cellular component (GO): lysosomal membrane
Source: RefSeq, a predicted model, not a curated record
AUGGCGCGCGCUGCCCACGCGGUGUCCCUCCCUCCUGCGCUCGGUGCUCAGCCGCCGCAGUGCUCGCGCGGCGAUUCGGCCCUACAGGAGCUCCAGCAGGCGCCGCUCGCUGCGCCCCGGCACCCUCGGGCGGCCCCAGGGGGAAGCGAGGCGAUGAGGACGAUGAGCUCCCCGUGGGCUCGGUUCUACUCCAACAGCUGCUGCCUGUGCUGCCAUGUGCGCACCGGGACCAUCAUCCUCGGCGUCUGGUACCUGAUCAUCAAUUCAGUGGUACUGCUGAUCCUGCUGAGUGCCCUGACUGAUCCCGACCAGUACCACUUACCAAGUGCUGAAUUAGGGGGCGAAUUUGAAUUUAUGGAUGAUGCCAAUAUGUGCAUUGCCACUGCAAUUUCUCUCCUUAUGAUUCUGAUCUGUGCGAUGGCUACAUAUGGAGCAUAUAAGCAACAUGCAGCCUGGAUCAUCCCUUUCUUCUGUUACCAGAUCUUUGACUUCGCCCUCAAUACACUGGUUGCCAUCAGUGUGCUUGUUUAUCCAAACACAAUUCAAGACUAUCUACGACAGCUGCCUGCUAACUUUCCGUACAAGGAAGAGAUUAUGGCAGUAAAUCCUACUUGUCUAGUUGUGAUUAUUCUACUCUUCAUAAGCAUCAUUCUGGCUUUCAAGGGUUAUCUGAUUAGCUGUGUAUGGAACUGUUACCGGUACAUUAAUGGCAGAAACAACUCUGAUGUGCUGGUGUACAUUGCUACCAAUGACACUGCGGUGCUGUUGCCGCCUUAUGAAGAUCCUGCAAAUGCAGCUGGUAAAGACCCACCACCACCUUAUGUAUCAGCAUAAGCAAGAAUGUGAAGUGUACCUAAGAACAAUAGCUUUACUUUUCAAACAUUUGAGCAAUAGUUUGUUUAUUUUACUUCCAGGCUGUAACUCUAAGAUUUAUGUGUUGCUGUUUAGCUGAAAUUUUGAAAUGUAGAUAUUGUGUUCAAAAUGCUGUAGAUAGUUUUAAUAAUGUGCUUCAACUGAAACAAUAUGUUGAAUUGGUUUCAGGAACUUUUUUGGGGGGAAAAGGGGGAGUUAGUGUUAAGGUGACAAGAAUCAUACAGUAGCUUUUAUUCACCUCAUUUUGACAUGCAGUGCUAGAGAAUUUAGAACUUUUGUGUAUGUCAGGUGUAAAUUUCCUUUUUUAUCUACAAAGCUUCCAGAUCAGUAGAAACAAGUUUCUGAAAUGCCCAUUUUCCACCUUUAGAAUGUGUUGUACAAAAUGUAGUCUGUCAGUCCCAAAAAAAUGACAUUCCACUUUACUCCAAAAAAGCUAACUAAAUAUUGUGCUGAAGCGAAUGGUCUCUAAAGGAACAGGAGUAAGCUAUAGUGUUCUCACUAACCAGGUUCAUCACAAACAUUUAAUUGGGGGGAAUGAGCAUGGGAAAGCAAGGUUGCUUAGCUCCCAAAACUGUGGCAAGUCAGGUCCAUGUUCUAAAGUAUACCUGCUCUGUACCCUGCAGCCACUCUUCUCUUCAAAAUAAAUAAGUAAACAUAGCUGCCACCGUUCUGCUGAUAUUCCCUUCCUGCCUAUACAGCCCCUCCCCUUUUAGUAACCUCAAAAAAUACCCGUGCUUUUAAAAUCACAUGGCUUGGUGACUAAAGAUGCCUCCUUGGUAUCCAAAAUGUGAAAGUUUCUAUGGGAGCGUGCCUGUAAAUAGAGCAAAGUUUUGGAGAGUGAAUUUAGUUAUACGAAUACGGGGAUAAAUUCUUCCAGUCUAUGGGGAAAACGUGCAUGUAAUUUCUCCUAACAUUUUCAGAAAUCUCUUCUGAAUAUCCUCUAUGCAUCAAAGGGAUGCAGCAUAUGCAUCAUAUGGGAAUAUGGGACUCCUUUGUAUGACAAUUGUUUGCAUUAGAAUUCAUUCUAGUGGGACUCACCCAUCUGUGCUGAUCCUGCUGUGUAUGCUUGUGUGAGGUACUCUCUUUUCCCCAAAAAGUGCCUCUUGCACAUGUAACUUUUUUGUUGAGAGUUCUAUUUUUAAAAAUUGUUAACUUAAAGAUAAUCAUCUAUACUAUAUGAAUGGACAUGUUUCUACCUCUCAUCUCUUCUCAAGUGUCAUCUCUGGCACUUUUUGGAUGUCAAAGCAUGUUGGGGUGCAAAUCCUUGUGCAAAGGGACCUUGUGGAGCUGCACCACCCCUGGGGGAGCCUCAGGAGAAAUUGUCCUUCAAGGAGCAUGAUCUCUUCUGAAGCUGACCAGGAGUGCUCACACUGCACUAUUCAUUAGGACAAUGCAGAUUUCAGUGCACUGACUCCACUCUACAGGCUCAUGCAGAGUGUGGGCAGGUCUAUGGUCCUGCCUCCUCCCUGCCUUUUUCUGAACAAUGACCAAACAGCCCCUGUUCAGAGACCGCUAUUGUGAUCUGUCCUUAUGCAGGUCAUGAAAUGAGGGAAAGGCUUUUUAAAAUGACCCUCCCCGCCCACUUUUGCAAGAGCAGAUCCCAGUCUAGCCCUUGUUAUUUUGUUUCGUGGUUCAGUCACUUUAAGAUCAGACCAGGCAAUACCUUGAUUGGACCAGUUGCUGAUACUGAUAUGUAGCAAAAUCCCAUUGUUUUCUGCAGGGUAAUUCUAGUGUUUUCCAGUGUUGGCCUCAUAACCAUUUACAUUCCAGAACUGAAUUUAUUUUUGAGGUGGGCUGCCUGGACUUCUGAUCCUACUGGCUGUUCACUUUCUUUUAAUUCUUGACUGAUUUUGAAGAAUUUUUAAUCAUUCAUCUGUUUGACAAUAAGCCGAUUGUACAUACUUCUUACUGAAUCUACUCUGUAUACUAGCUAGCCUCUCUAUAAUAAAAGGGAUGUUUCAUUGUG